UCUGCGGCUUCCGUAGUCCACAUGGAAAUCAAAAUGGCGGCUCCUAUUGACAACGAUCUGAUAGAAAGUGAUUUGCCUAAAGCUGUUCAGUUGCUGAACAGCCUCACAGAGCAGGUGGCGUCAGUGACAGGUCACAUCCGCGAACUCCUAAAGAAAGUCAAAGAUGGAGCUUUUAAAACAUCAAAGGGUUUGUCGUUCUUGGACCUCCGGUAUCACCUGCUGCUCUUCUACCUCCAGGACCUCACUCACCUGAUCAGUGUCAAGACGGAAGGCGGUCCAAUCAAAGACGACGAGGCCUUGAACCGCCUGGUCACCGUCCGGACGGUCCUGGAGAAGAUGCGGCCUUUGGACCAUAAACUGAAAUACCAGAUCGAUAAACUGGUGCGGACGGCGGUCACUGGGAGUUUAGCUGAAAACGAUCCUCUGCAGCUACGUCCAAAUCCAGGGAAUCUCCUCAGCAAACUGAAUGAAUCUGAGUCUGACGACGACACUGAAGCAGCGACAGAGAAGAAAACGUCCCACUCCACCAGCAGGAAAUACGUACCGCCGAAGAUCGCCCCAGUGCAUUAUGACGGAGACGUGACGGAGGCCGACAGGAAGAAGGCCCAGGCUGAGCGCCAGCGCCGCGCCGCCCUCAGGAGCUCCGUCAUCCAGGAGCUGAGGCAGCAGUACAGCGACGCCCCCGAGGAGAUCCGCGACCGCCGCGACUUCCAGAGCGAACGGGAGAGUCGAGACGAGCUGCACAGGAGGAACUACGAGGAGUCGAUGAUGGUGCGUCUGAACGUCACCAAGAGUCAGAAGAACUCCAGGAAGAGAGGCAUGAUGGGAAUGUCGGGCCAGCUGAGCGGCAUCACACACUUCGGUGACAUCACGGCGCUGACGGGCGGCGAUGGCGAACAGCACGGGGAUCAGCAACGACCGAAGAAAAAGAAGAAACUCAUGAAGAAGAAAACAAAGAGAAAAGCUUUCAGGAAGCACAGAUAAACCCAACAGUGUGAAGAUCUGCGUCACUCUACACCAAAAAAAAAAAAAGAACAAAAAACCACAUUUUCUACCACAUCACGGGCUGAAAUAAACUGCUGUCGACUGUUUGUGUUUGUUGUUCUGUGUCUUGUCCAUUAGGGGGCAGUCAUCGCUCUGGUUUCCAAUAAAAACUAUUUGCUCAGCAGUGGAUUAAACACAGGUCGGAGGAUUUUUAAGGACAGUGGCAUCAGGUUCUGUUACAUUAACAGAGAGAAACUAGUUCAUGUCCAUACUUUAACCCACAGAUACAACAAAUAAAACCAGUUUAACAC
Molecule: messenger RNA, 1295 nt
Organism: Sphaeramia orbicularis (orbiculate cardinalfish)
Lineage: Eukaryota; Metazoa; Chordata; Actinopteri; Kurtiformes; Apogonidae
Gene: ngdn
Product: neuroguidin, EIF4E binding protein
Exons: 11
Coding region: 22-984 (320 amino acids)
Biological process (GO): maturation of SSU-rRNA from tricistronic rRNA transcript (SSU-rRNA, 5.8S rRNA, LSU-rRNA)
Cellular component (GO): small-subunit processome; nucleolus
Source: RefSeq, a predicted model, not a curated record